GGGAGGGCAACGAAUCUACAGGAGAGUUUAAAACUCACGAAUUUCGUCUGGAAAUUUGAAAAUUUCCCAUGGUAAAUGCUGACGAACGAAAGCAGAAAAUGUGUAGACACUACUGAUUGCAGCAAGAAGUUGUGACAACCGUCUUAUUCGGAAGAAAUAUCGUUUCGGACUAAAAUUGUACUCUUUCAAAAUCCAAGAUGGGAGACGUUGCCGAUGCAAGAUUCGAAUUUAUCUCAGAUUACAUUCUGAAAAGUUACAAACUGAAGCCGGACAAGUGGGCAAAAUGUAUUGGUGUAGAGGACAACAGGAUUCUAAUAUUGGAAUUCCUUGAAAAAGCAGACAUUCCACAGCUAGUUUUCACUGUAAAUGCAGCCGGUUUGAUCACACCGUCCUCUGAAUUUCCACAGUCGCUGAAGAACAACAAGGCAAUAUAUUUUAUUAAGAAAAGUAGGGAGGCCCUCGGUAAAGACAGCUUCAAGCAGAAUGUUGUGUAUGGAGAUCUGUCAUAUUCACCAUUGGAGCAGCUUUCUGCUCUUGUGGAUGAGGUUCUCGUACCACUUUUGUCAAAUCCAAGAAACCAUGAGCAGUGGCCGUACGUUGUCUCUCAAGAUGUCUUGAGACACGUUCACAAUCUGAAGAGCAGUGUGUACGUAGUCGCUGGUCAGGUUAAGGGGAAAACUCUCCUCCCUCUUCCAGUCGGCUCAGAAAAAGUGGAGUAUGCUGCAGAAGCAGAAGAAAAAGAUGACUCGUAUGACAGGAGUCUCGUCCACUCCAUCGAAUCAGUCAUCAUUGAUUGGACACAUCAGAUCCGAGAUGUGCUCAAAAGGGACUCUGCUCAGCCCCUACUGGAAGGUCUGAACCCAGGUCCCCACGUAGAGAUCCAAUUCUGGAAGGCUAAAUGUGAAAACUUGGAGUGCAUCUUCCAACAGCUUCGCGACCCAAAGGUGCGCAAAAUGAAACAGCUCCUGGAGAGGACAGAAAGUAGCUACCUGCCAUCUUUUAAGAAUAUUGAGAGGGACGUAGAAGCUGCACUUGAGGAGGCCCAAGACAUCACCACCUACCUGAAGCCCCUGGCUAGUCACAUCGAGGGCUUUGAAGAAGUGGAUUUCAAUGAGCUACUCCCUAAGCUUGGCCCUCUGAUGCAUGUAGUCUGCCUGAUCUGGAGCAACUCCCAGUAUUACAACACAGCACCAAGGAUCAUCGUGCUCCUACAGGAGAUCUGUAAUUCACUCAUUGAUCAGUGCCGCAAUUUCCUGUCGCCCGAUGAGAUCUUCAAGAUGGAGUGUGAAGAAUCUCUGGAGAAAGUCAAAGGUGCCCUCAUGGUGCUUCAUGGGUUUAAGAACCUCUAUUCCGAGCACCGUGACAAACUGAAGGACUACUUCAAGGAUGGCAGAGAGCCCAUCCUGUGGGAGUUUGCCUCCUCCAUGGUGUUUGCCCGUAUGGACAAGUUUAUGGAGAGACUGGAAAUACUGGAGAAACUUUUUGAGACCACCGUUGAGUUCAGCAAGUUGGAGAAGACAGAGAUGGGAGGCAUGAAGGGAAGAAUGCUGAGCGUUCAGGUAGAGAAAAUCCAUGAGGAGUUCCUGGAGUACGUCAAGGUCUUCUCGGAGAGAAGCUACGAUGGAUUGGACCCACAGUGCCAGGAGUUCCUUGAUGAUUACAAUGUCUUUGAGAAGCAAGUUUAUGACUUGGAUCGACGUCUUGGAUCUCUGCUCUGCCAGGGAUUUGAUGACUGCUCUGGCCUGGAAUCUAUCUUUAAGAUGCUGGACUGCUAUGGGCCGAUGCUUGACCGUCCAGUUAUUAAGGAUGACUUUGAGCCCAAGUACCCCGUCCUCCUGUCCAUGUUCAACUUCGACCUGGACAGGGCCAAGGAAAUCUACGACAUACAGAUGGGCCAAAUCGGCCAGAAGGACGGUCGGGCCCCGCUCAACAAAAACAUGCCAGAGGCGGCCGGGGCACUCAAAUGGUCCAUGGAGCUCCGCUCGAGACUAAGCAGCCCUAUGGCAAGUUUUAAGCACAUUGAACACCCAACUGGAGUCAAGAGGAUCAUCCAAUCUGAAGAGGCCAAUACGGUGUUUACUAAGUACGAAGAAAUGAUGGAUCUGCUGAGCAAGUACAAUGACAUGGUAUAUAAAGAAUGGACAGCAGGAGUAGAUGAAAUCUGUAAAGUCAACCUCAAUCAGCCUCUUGUGACACGAAACAAAGACACAGACCUCAUCAGUGUCAACUUUGAUCCUAAGCUUGUUGCCGUCCUCCGUGAGGUAAAAUACCUUUUGAUUCGAGGAGAAGAAGGCAUCCCCGAGAGUGCAGCAGGCAUCUACGCCAAGCAUGAAACCCUGAGGAAGUUCACCGCCAACCUAGACCUGACCGUUGCCUGGUACAACAAAGUACGUGAGACGGUCCUGGAGGUGGAGUUCCCCUUGGUCGAGAGUCAACUGGCCGGAAUCGACCAGCAGCUCCAGAAGGCCGAGAAGGACCUGAGCUGGGAAGGCGACGGGGUCUGGGAGUACAUCCAGGAGACGCGGGACCAGGUGCGAGACCUGGAGAAGAGGGUGCAGAAGACCAAGGAUAACGUCGACCAGAUCAAGAAGAUCAUGGAGGACUGGUCCAAGACGCCACUAUACGAGAGGAAAGAGCUGAAAGAUAUCGCCCUUCUGGCGCUGGACGACAGAGAGGAGAGGUUGAACAAGAGGUACGGGGAGAUCACCUCUACUGGUGAGAAGAUACACAGUUUAGUUAAGGAAAACUGCGAGCUGUUCAAGGCAGACCCAGCCACCGACACAUGGAAGGCGUACAUCGACUACGUUGACGACAUGCUGGUUGAUGGUUUCUUUGCCUGUAUCAACUGUAGCAUGACCUACAUGCUGGAAAAUACAGACACCAAGUGUAUGUCGCCACUCUUUGAGGCUAAACUGGAACUCCAGGUCCCAGACAUGGUCUUCAUGCCAUCGUUGGACUACGGUAUCGCUGACGGGUUCUAUGACCUAGUCGAGAUGCUAAUCAGUGAUAUCUACAAAAUGGCCUCCCUCGUCAAAAGACUGGCCGAGCACAAUGGAUCUGAGCACUACCAGACUGACUUGGAGGAGAUGCUUGACCUCUCCGACAUGAGGCAAGAGCUGAUGGACCGAGUCAACACCAUCAUGAACAAGGCCCAGGAGUACCGUAACUCCUUUGAUAACUACGCCUAUCUGUGGGUGGACGAUCGUAAGGAGUUCAUGAGGCAGUUCCUCCUGUACAACCACGUCUUGACCACCGAGGAGAUCGAGGCACACGCUGAGGAUGGGGUGCCAGAGUGUCCCCCGACGUUGGACCAGUUUAAGGAACAGGUUGACUCCUAUGAGAAGAUUUACAACGAGGUAGAUGAGAUCGAUGCGAUCCAUAUCUUCGAUACGUGGUUCCGAGUUGACGGCAGACCCUUCAAGCAGGCCCUGCUCAACAUCAUCAAGAAAUGGAGCUUCAUGUUCAAGCAGCACCUCAUUGAUCAUGUCACCAACAGCUUGAGCGAGCUGCAAGAAUUCAUCAAGUCAGCCAAUUCCGGCCUAACCACGCCAGUAGAAGAGGGUGACUAUCACGGUCUAGUGGAUUGUAUGGGUCAUCUGAUGGCCGUUAAGGACAGGCAGUCGGCCACCGAUGAGAUGUUUGAGCCUCUGAAGCAGACCAUCGAGCUCUUGAAGAUCUAUGACCAGGAGAUGCCUGAGGAGGUCCACACACAGCUACAGGAGCUUCCAGAACAGUGGAAUAACACCAAGAAGAUUGCCAUCACUGUCAAGCAGCAGGUGGCGCCCUUACAGGCCAACGAGGUCUCCAUCAUCCGUAGGAAGUGCACCUCGUUUGACGUCAAGCAGCAUGAGUUCAGAGAGAGAUUCCGCAAGGAGGCACCGUUCAUCUUUGAUUUCAAUGAUCCGUACAGAGCUCUCGAUGAAUGUCACAUGACCAUCUUUGAGAUGGAGACCCUCAUGGCGCAGCUUCAAGAAUCAGCAAGUCUGUUUGAGGUGAACGUCACUGACUACAAACAGCUCAAGGCCUGCCGCAAGGAGGUCAGGCUACUGAAAAUCCUCUGGGACAUGAUCGUCAUUGUCCGCUCAAGUAUCAACGACUGGAAGACCACUCUCUGGCAACAGAUCAACGUAGAGCAGAUGGAGAUCGACUGUAAGAAGUUUGCCAAGGACAUCCGCUCACUGGACAAGGAGAUGAGAGCGUGGGAUGCCUAUGGCGGGCUGGAGUCGACCGUCAAGAACAUGCUGACGUCACUGCGGGCUGUGAGUGAGCUGCAGAAUCCGGCUAUCAGGGAUCGGCAUUGGCAACAACUUAUGCAGGCCACAAAGGUGAAAUUCAUCAUGGACGAGGAGACUACCCUAGCCGACCUACUGGCCCUCAACCUGCACAACUUUGAGGACGAGGUACGCAACAUCGUGGACAAAGCCGUGAAGGAGAUGAGCAUGGAGAAGGUCUUGAAGGAGUUGGAUACCACCUGGUCUACCAUGGAGUUUGAGUACGACAAACACCCACGGACGGGGAUACCGUUGUUACGGUCCAGCGAGGAGCUGAUUGAGACGCUUGAGGACAACCAGGUCCAACUUCAGAACCUGAUGACCUCUAAGUACAUCGCCCACUUCCUUGAGGAGGUCUCCGGCUGGCAGAAGAAGCUCUCCAUCGCUGACUCUGUUAUCAGCAUCUGGUUUGAGGUGCAGAGGACGUGGUCUCAUUUGGAGAGUAUCUUCAUCGGGUCAGAGGACAUCCGCAACCAGCUCCCUGAAGAUUCCAAGCGUUUUGAUGGAAUCGACACAGAUUUCAAGGAUCUGAUGGCAGAAGCUGAGAAGACUCCCAAUACAGUACAGGCAACAAACAAAGACGGCUUGUUUGAGAGACUAGAAGCCCUGCAGUCAAAUUUGACCAUCUGUGAGAAGGCCCUUGCGGAGUAUCUGGAGACCAAGCGUCUCGCCUUCCCCAGGUUCUACUUUGUCUCUUCGGCUGAUCUGCUGGACAUUUUGUCUCAGGGAAACAAUCCAACCCUGGUGCAACGUCAUCUUGCCAAGCUGUUUGACAACACUGCUAAGCUGAAGUUUAAGCAGGAUGAUGAUGAUAACGACACUAAGGAAGCCCUGGGAAUGUACAGUAAAGAAGGAGAGUACGUGGAGUUUGACAGUCCAUGCGAGUGCUCUGGACAGGUUGAGGUCUGGUUGAACCGUCUGAUGGAUACCUCCCGCUCCACGGUCCGGAACCAAUUCAACGAGGGUGUGAAUACCUACGAGGAAAAGCCAAGAGAGCAGUGGCUUUAUGACUUCCCUGCCCAGGUGGCCCUGGCCUCUACCCAGGUCUGGUGGUCAACAGAGGUUAAUAUUGCCUUCGCUCGUCUGGAAGAGGGCCAUGAGAACGCCCUGAAGGAAUACAACAAGAAACAGAUCCUGCAGCUGAAUACCUUGAUCCUGCUUCUGGUUGGUGACCUGUCUAGGGGUGACAGACAAAAGAUUAUGACCAUCUGUACCAUCGAUGUACACGCCCGUGAUGUGGUUGCAAAACUCGUCCUUAACAAGAUUGAGAACGCUCAAGCCUUCCAGUGGUUGAGUCAGUUACGUCAUCGCUGGGAUGAUGAUGGCAAACAUUGCUACGCUAACAUCUGUGAUGCCCAGUUCCGCUACUCCUACGAGUAUCUCGGUAACACGGCUCGUCUGGUCAUCACCCCUCUCACUGACAGAUGCUACAUCACUCUGACCCAGUCACUCCAUUUAGUGAUGAGCGGUGCUCCUGCCGGCCCAGCAGGAACCGGUAAGACUGAGACCACUAAGGAUCUUGGCAGAGCCUUGGGUAUCAUGGUCUACGUCUUCAACUGCUCCGAGCAGAUGGACUACAAGUCCUGUGGUAACAUCUACAAGGGUCUGUCUCAAACUGGAGCCUGGGGAUGCUUUGAUGAGUUCAAUCGUAUCUCCGUUGAGGUGCUGUCUGUGGUGGCUGUCCAGGUCAAGUGUGUCCAGGACGCUAUUCGUGACAAGAAGACCAACUUUAACUUCCAAGGGGAGGAGAUCACGAUGGUUCCUACCGUUGGUAUCUUCAUCACCAUGAAUCCCGGCUACGCUGGGAGGACUGAGUUACCAGAGAACCUCAAAGCUCUCUUCAGACCAUGUGCCAUGGUGGUCCCUGACUUUGAGUUGAUUUGUGAGAUCAUGUUGGUGGCAGAAGGUUUCCUGGAGGCUCGUCUACUUGCCCGUAAAUUCAUCACACUGUACACACUGUGUAAAGAACUGCUCUCAAAACAGGACCACUACGAUUGGGGCUUACGUGCCAUCAAGUCCGUACUCGUGGUGGCCGGCUCCCUGAAACGUGGCGAUAAACAGCGUCCAGAAGACCAGGUCCUCAUGCGAGCCCUUCGCGACUUCAACAUCCCCAAGAUCGUGACAGACGACUUUCCCGUCUUCAUGGGUCUGAUCACGGAUCUGUUCCCGGCCCUGGACGUGCCCCGUAAGAGGUCUCCAGACUUCGAGGCUCUGGUUAAGAAGUCCACGCUGGAUCUAAAGCUCCAGGCUGAGGAUAACUUCAUCUUGAAGGUGGUGCAGCUUGAAGAGCUCCUUGCCGUCAGACAUUCUGUGUUCGUCAUCGGAAACGCUGGAACAGGGAAAAGCAAGGUGUUGAAGGUUCUGAACCGCACCUACACGAACAUGAAGCAGAAACCUGUCAUGCAGAUCCUGAAUCCUAAAGCAGUGACCAACGACGAGUUGUUUGGAAUCAUCAACCCUGCUACACGAGAAUGGAAAGAUGGUUUGUUCUCUGUGAUCAUGCGAGAUAUGAGUAAUAUUACUCACGACUACAACAAGUGGAUCGUACUGGAUGGUGACAUUGAUCCCAUGUGGAUCGAGUCUCUCAACACCGUCAUGGAUGACAACAAGGUUUUGACGUUGGCCAGUAACGAACGCAUUCCUUUGAGUCCGUCUAUGCGUCUACUGUUUGAGAUCAGUCAUCUGCGUACCGCCACUCCUGCGACUGUAUCCAGAGCUGGUAUCCUGUAUAUCAAUCCAUCUGAUCUGGGCUGGAACCCGAUUGUAACCAGUUGGAUUGAGACGAGAGAGGUGCAGUCAGAGCGAGCCAACCUCACAAUCCUCUUCGAUAAAUAUCUCCCACCGGUGCUUGAUACCCUCAGAAUACGCUUCAAGAAGAUCAUUCCAAUCCCAGAGCAAAGCAUGGUGCAGAUGUUGUGCUACCUGCUGGAGGUCUUACUGACCCCAGACACCACCCCACCAGACUGCUCCAAGGAACUCUACGAGCUCUACUUUGUCUUUGCCUGCGUCUGGGCUUUCGGUGGUGCCAUGUUUCAGGAUCAGUUGGUCGACUACCGUGUGGAAUUCAGCAAGUGGUGGGUGACUGAAUUCAAGACCAUCAAGUUCCCGGGUCAAGGGACGGUCUUUGAUUACUACAUUGAUCCCGGCUCCAAGAAGUUCAUCCCAUGGACUGAGAUGGUACCCAAGUUUGAGUUGGACCCUGAAAUUCCUCUACAGGCUGUCCUAGUACACACCGCUGAAACAACGCGUGUUCGGUACUUUACGGAUCUGUUGAUGGCCAAGGGUCGCCCCGUCAUGCUCGUCAGUAACGCUGGUCUCGGUAAAAGCGUACUCGUCGGUGACAAACUCAACGCGCUGUCCGAGGACUACAUGGUGGCCAAUGUACCCUUCAAUUACUACACUACGUCAGAGAUGUUGCAAGGUGUCCUUGAAAAGCCCCUUGAGAAGAAGGCCGGCCGUAACUUCGGUCCGCCAGGCAGCAAGAAACUAGUGUACUUCAUUGACGACAUGAACAUGCCAGAGGUAGACACCUACGGUACCGUGCAGCCGCACACCCUCAUCCGCCAGCACAUGGAUUACAAGUGCUGGUACGACCGCACUAAGCUGUCGUUGAAGGAGGUUCACAACUGCCAGUAUGUGUCAUGCAUGAACCCAACGGCCGGUAGUUUCACCAUCAAUUCCAGACUUCAGCGUCAUUUCUGCGUCUUUGCCUUGAGCUUCCCUGGAGCGGACGCCCUCGUGCACAUCUACAGCAGCAUCCUCUCCCAGCAUCUGGGGCUGAUCACAGCGCCCUCUUCAGUCCAGAAGAUGUGCGGCACUGUCGUCCAGGCGGCCCUGGACCUCCACAAGAAGGUGGCCCAGACCUUCCUGCCGACUGCCAUCAAGUUCCACUACGUCUUCAACCUCAGGGACCUCUCCAAUAUUUUCCAGGGUCUUUUGUACUCAACCUCCGACUGCCUGAAGGCGCCAGUGGACUUUGUGCGCCUAUGGCAACAUGAGGCCACUCGUGUCUACGGUGACAAGCUUGUUGAAGAUAAGGACAUUGAGAUGUUCAACAAGACCAUCCAUGACUUCAGCAAGAAAUAUUUUGAGGAUGUCGAUGAGCAAGCGAUGAUGGCCAAGCCUAACAUCUACUGUCACUUCGCCAGCGGCAUCGGUGAACCCAAGUACCUUUCGGUACCAGACUGGCCAGACCUAAGCAAGCUCCUGGUCGAGGCCUUGGAUAGCUACAAUGAAAUCAACGCUGUCAUGAGCCUGGUGUUGUUUGAGGACGCCAUGCAGCAUGUCUGUCGUAUCAAUCGUAUCCUGGAGUCGCCUCGAGGUAACGCUCUUCUCGUUGGUGUAGGAGGCAGCGGCAAGCAGAGUCUUGCUCGUCUGGCUGCGUACAUCAGCAGCUUGGAGGUGUAUCAGAUAACAUUGAGGAAAGGUUACGGCAUUCCAGAUCUCAAGCUCGACUUGGCACAGACCUGCCUGAAGGCCGGCCUGAAGAACAUUGGAACGGUCUUUUUAAUGACAGACGCCCAGGUCGCCGAUGAAAAGUUCCUGGUCCUCAUCAACGAUCUCCUCGCUUCGGGAGAGAUCCCGGGCCUGCUUGCUGAUGACGAGAUUGAGAAUGUCAUCGCAGGUGUUCGCAAUGAGGUCAAAGGUCAAGGGUUGCAAGACACACGUGAGAACUGCUGGAAGUUCUACAUUGACAGGUUGCGACGUCAGUUGAAGGUGGUUCUUUGUUUCUCCCCCGUGGGUAACACUCUCCGUGUACGAGGUCGUAAGUUCCCAGCCAUCACUAACUGCACUAGCAUCGAUUGGUUCCAUGAGUGGCCACAAGAGGCCUUGGUGUCUGUCAGCAAACGAUUCCUGGAGGAGGUGGAUCUCCUUGGGCCUGAACUAAAGGGUUCCGUUGCGGAGUUCAUGGCCUUCGUGCACACCAGCGUCAAUGAGAUGAGCAAGAUCUACCUGCAGAAUGAGAGACGCUACAACUACACCACGCCCAAGAGCUUCUUGGAGCAGAUUAAGCUGUACCAGAACCUACUGGGCCAGAAGAGUAAAGAGUUGACUGCUAAGAUGGAACGUCUGGAGAAUGGUCUGACCAAGCUGCAGAGUACAGCACAACAGGUGGACGACCUGAAAGCCAAGCUGGCCUCCCAGGAAGCCGAGCUGAAGCUCAAGAAUGAGGAUGCAGACAAGCUGAUCCAGAUCGUCGGAGUAGAGACGGAGAAGGUCAGCAAGGAGAAGGCCAUCGCUGAUGAUGAAGAGAAGAAAGUGGCCGCUAUCAACCUGGCCGUCUCUAAGAAGGCCAGGGAAUGCGAGGAAGAUCUGGCCAAGGCUGAACCUGCUCUCAAGGCCGCCCAGGAGGCUCUGAAUACCCUCAAUAAGAACAACUUGACAGAGUUGAAGUCUUUCGGUUCGCCACCGUCCCAGGUAGUCUUUGUGUCUGCUGGAGUGAUGGUGCUCCUCGCUCCCAAUGGGAAGGUACCCAAGGACAGAAGCUGGAAGGCAGCCAAGGUUAUGAUGGCAAAGGUGGACGCCUUCUUGGAUCAGCUGAUCAACUACGACAAAGAGCACAUCCCAGAGAGCAGUCUGAAGGCCGUCAGGCCCUACAUCGAUAACCCAGACUUUGAUCCCGAGCUCAUCCGCAGCAAGUCAAACGCCGCUGCUGGUCUGUGCUCAUGGGCCAUCAACAUCGUCAAGUUCUACGAGGUGUACUGCGAUGUUGAGCCCAAGCGUCUGGCUCUGCAGAAGGCCAAUGAUGAGCUGCAGGCUGCCCAGGACAAACUCACCAUCAUCAAGGCUAAGAUUGCGGAGUUGGAUUCCAAUUUGGCUGAGCUGACCGCUAAGUUUGAGAAGGCAACGGGAGACAAACUGAAGUGCCAGCAGGAAGCAGAGGCUACCAACAACACCAUCACACUGGCUAACCGCUUAGUGGGUGGACUGGCCUCUGAGAAUGUCCGCUGGGGAGAGGCCGUGGCUGCGUUCAAAGAAGCUGAGAAGACAUUGCCUGGUGAUGUGCUUCUGAUUACUGCCUUUGUUUCCUACAUGGGAUGCUUCACUAAGAGCUUCCGUCUGGAACUUAUGGACAAGAUGUGGCUGCCGUUUAUCAAAACACAAAAGGUUCCGAUUCCCACCACCGAGGGCCUUGACCCACUCAGCUUGCUGACGGACGACGCCACCAUCGCCAGCUGGAACAACGAGAGUCUACCCAGCGAUCGUAUGUCCACAGAGAACGCCACCAUCCUGUCCAGCUGUGAACGCUGGCCGCUGAUGAUCGAUCCCCAACUCCAGGGUGUCAAAUGGAUCAAGACCAAAUACGGGGAGGAUCUGAGGACCGUCCGUCUCGGGACGCGCGGUUACCUGGACGUGAUCGAGAGAGCGAUCGCCAACGGAGACACGGUACUGAUUGAGAACAUGGAAGAAUCGGUGGAUCCGGUGUUGGAUCCCGUACUGGGACGUAACACCAUCAAGAAAGGAAGAUACAUCAAGAUUGGUGACAAAGAGGUUGAAUACAACCCUCUGUUCCGUCUGAUCCUUCACACCAAGCUGGCCAACCCUCAUUACAAACCAGAGAUGCAGGCCCAGACGACACUCAUCAAUUUCACUGUCACCCGGGACGGCCUGGAGGAUCAGCUCCUCGCUAACGUGGUGGCCCAAGAAAGACCUGAUCUGGAGAAACUUAAGUUGGACCUGACCAAGCAGCAGAAUGAUUUCAAGAUCAUCCUGAAGGAGCUGGAAGACAAUCUCCUCUCCCGUCUCUCCUCGGCCGAGGGCAACUUCCUGGGUGAUACCGCCCUCGUUGAGAAUCUGGAGACGACAAAGCGCACCGCCGCCGAGAUCGAGGUCAAAGUAGAUGAGGCCAAGAUCACGGAGGUGAAGAUCAACGAGGCGAGAGAGCUGUACCGUCCGGCCGCCGCCAGGGCAUCCCUCAUGUACUUUAUCCUGAACGAUCUGAACAUGAUCAAUCCUAUCUACCAGUUCUCGCUCAAGGCUUUCAACGUAGUAUUUUCCAAGGCUAUUGAGAGAGCGGAACCAUCAGAUGAAGUCAAGGAACGUGUGAUGAAUCUUAUCGACUUCAUCACCUACUCAGUCUUCAUCUACACCACAAGAGGUCUGUUUGAGCAAGACAAGCUUAUCUUCACAACGCAAGUGGCUCUCCAAAUUCUUCUGAUGAAGAAAGAGAUCAACCCUAUUGAGCUGGACUUCCUGCUCCGUUUCCCGUCUCAAGUCAACGUCACUAGUCCAGUGGACUUCCUCUCCAACCCAGCCUGGGGUGCUAUCAAGUCGCUAGCCGCAAUGGAAGAGUUCCGUAACUUGGAUCGUGACAUCGAAGGCUCAGCCAAACGAUGGAAGAAGUUCGUGGAGAGUGAAUGCCCAGAGAAGGAGAAGUUCCCCCAGGAGUGGAAGAACAAGUCGUCCCUGCAGAAGUUGUGCAUGAUGAGAGCUCUGCGCUCGGACAGAAUGUCAUACGCAGUCAGGAAUUUCAUUGAGGAGAAGCUCGGCCCUAAGUACGUUGAGAAUCGCGCCGUGGAAUUCUCCAAAUCCUUUGAGGAGACCGGACCGGCCACGCCCGUAUUCUUCAUCCUCUCUCCGGGUGUGGACCCGCUGAAGGACGUAGAAGCUCUCGGCAAGAAGAUCGGCUGGACGUUCGACAACAAGAACUUCCAUAAUGUGUCACUGGGACAGGGCCAGGAAAUUGUUGCAGAGCAGAGCAUGGACCUCGCUGCUAAGGAGGGUCAUUGGGUCAUCCUCCAGAACAUUCACUUGGUGGCCAAGUGGUUGAGUACCCUUGAAAAGAAGCUGGAAGCUACCGGUGAAGGUAGCCAUCCUGACUACCGUGUCUUCAUGAGCGCUGAGCCCGCUGGCACCCCAGAAAGCCAUUACAUUCCACAGGGUAUCCUUCAAGCCUCUAUUAAGAUCACCAACGAGCCUCCGACCGGUAUGUUCGCCAACCUCCACAAGGCUCUCUAUAACUUUGACCAAGACACUCUAGAGAUGUGCGCUCGUGAGGCAGAGUUCAAAGCCAUCCUCUUCUCUCUGUGUUACUUUCACGCCGUGGUGGCAGAGAGGCGCAAGUUCGGCCCCCAGGGCUGGAACAGAGUGUAUCCUUUCAACACUGGUGAUCUGACGAUCUCGGUCAAUGUGCUCUACAACUACUUGGAGGCUAACUCUAAGGUGCCAUGGGAGGAUCUUCGCUACCUGUUUGGUGAGAUCAUGUACGGAGGUCAUAUCACCGACGACUGGGACAGAAGACUGUGUAGAACCUACCUUGAGGAAUACAUGCAACCAGACAUGCUCGACGGUGAAGUAUACCUGGCACCAGGCUUUCCCAUCCCACCCAACUCGGACUACGUCGGCUACCAUCAGUACAUAGAUGAGAUACUCCCGCCUGAGAGCCCUUACCUCUACGGGCUUCAUCCCAAUGCCGAGAUCGGCUUCUUGACCACCACCUCAGACAAUCUCUUCAAGGUGGUGUUGGAGAUGCAGCCUCGAGACAGCGGUGCAGGAGCAGGCGGUGGAAGCAGUAGAGAGGAGAAGAUCAAAUCCCUGCUGGACGAGAUGACGGAGAAGCUGCCGGAUGAGUUCAACAUGUUGGAGAUCAUGGGCAAGGUAGAGGAGCGAACCCCGUACAUCGUGGUGGCCUUCCAGGAAUGUGAACGUAUGAACAUGCUGACCUCUGACAUGAGACGCUCGCUCAAAGAGCUGGACCUCGGGUUGAAGGGUGAGCUCACAAUUACAUCGGACAUGGAAGAUUUGAGCAACGCGCUGUUCCUGGACCAGGUACCAGAGACCUGGAAUAAGCGUGCUUACCCAAGCAUGUUGGGUCUGUCGGCCUGGUACGCCGACCUGUUACUGCGAAUCAAGGAGCUGGAAAGUUGGACGGCCGACUUUGCCCUCCCCACCGUCGUCUGGCUGGGCGGCUUCUUCAACCCUCAGAGCUUCCUGACCGCUAUCAUGCAGUCCAUGGCUCGCAAGAACGAGUGGCCCCUGGAUAAGAUGUGUCUGCAGUGUGACGUCACCAAGAAGAACAAAGAAGACUUCAGCAGCCCGCCCCGCGAGGGCGCUUACGUUCACGGACUCUUCAUGGAGGGCGCAAGAUGGGACACCCAGAUCGGCAUGAUCGCCGAUGCGCGCCUUAAGGAGCUGGCCCCUAGUAUGCCCGUCACCUUCAUUCGCGGUAUAUCGGUCGACAAACAGGAGACGCGUAACAUCUACGAGUGCCCGGUUUACAAGACAAAACAGCGUGGGCCCACGUUCGUCUGGACCUUUAACCUCAAGUCCAAGGAGAAGCCAGCUAAGUGGACUCUAGCCGGUGUAGCUCUUCUGCUACAAGUCUAGAGAUAAAUGGAAAUAAUACUCAACAACUUCGAUACUUUCUGAGGUACGAUGUACACAGAGUUCUUGGAUAUUAUGCAAAACUUAGCAUAAUAACGAAAAACUACUUUCAGAGUGGGUGUAUAUCUUCCAACUUUGUUAUAAAAAUAUACAACAUAUAAACAAACAAAUUUCAUUCAUACAGCAAAAAAUACAAACUAAUUUCUUGAAUCAGAUUUUUCCAGAUUCACAAUCACUGGAGGAUUAUUAACUAGCAAGUUUUAACAUUUGAUGUUUACUUUUAGGUGAAUAAGGGAAUAAUUGACUAUGAAGGGAUACAUUGACCUCCAGAUUAACAGGCUUGUUGCUCUACCAACCAAACUAUCUAGCCCUAUGUUGGUAGUCCUUGUUUAUAUAUAGUUGUAGUUUACCCAAGUUUACGCUACAACCUGAGAAGGACCAACACAGGUAUCACCUUCAGAAGAUUGUUGUGAAAUAUUUUGUGUGACCAAAUUCAGCAACACUCUCUUCCAAGUAGCCUGUCUUGGGGUACUUGAUGACAGCAUUAUUGAACAAAAAACAGAGAUAAUGUAAAGGGUAAAUAAAAAUGUUAAAACAUUUUAAAACAUUCAAUGAAUUCUAGAACUUCUUUGGUUAUAUGUAUAUAUUUGUUGAUGUAAAUAUUCCAAAUGCUCUUGAGUUUAACAGUUUCCGUAUCGCAGUUUGGGGAUGAAAUGUAACAAAAGUUUGUCGCUACACUAAAACAAUUCCAAAAUGUGAAAUAUGUGACUUUUAUUGCAAAUAUGUUUUUUUUUAGACUAACAUUUGUAAAUGGUCACUUAUAAGGUGAUUCCGCCAGCGGGGUCAUGGCCCUGGCUUCUGUCUAGAUACGAAAACAUUUUUUAAAAAUCAUUCAAAAUCUUCUGAAUUUAAAUCGCAAUGUUUUCUAUCAAAAAGUGUCCUUUCUCUUGUACUUGAAUAAACUUGCCUAAUGAUACUGUAUCUUCAUUCUAGCACCCCAGUUGUGCCUUUAAAGUUUCUAACAAUGAAUUAUUUUAGAACUGAGAAUGUAUGUCGAGUCAAGAUUUUGAAAUUUUGAAAGCAAUAAUAACCCCAGGUCUUUUGAGCGAUUUACUGGGAUCCUUUGUAGCUCUUUAAUAAAACCCUACAUCAAUAUGGUAAACUAAACACCCAAACUGUUCAACUCUAACUAUAAGGUGGUUGGUAUGCCUUGUAAUUAUGUAUCAGUUUAGGAAGUGCAAUCCUCAGUCCAACUAAAUCAAACAAAACAUGCAGUAAGAUUUUGAAGGGGUGAGGUGGUUGGGGGUAUUAAGAAAGGUGGCCAUGUUUACACAGGUUUCAGUAGCAGUUCUUUACCAGAAAUGUAUGGGUACUUUUUUGUGUGUUUUAUAUUUGUAAAAAAAAAA
This is a messenger RNA of Asterias rubens (European starfish), 15001 nucleotides long. RefSeq names its product dynein beta chain, ciliary. Gene Ontology annotation, cellular component: dynein complex. Gene Ontology annotation, biological process: microtubule-based movement. NCBI's taxonomy places the organism in Eukaryota, Metazoa, Echinodermata, Asteroidea, Forcipulatida, Asteriidae. The transcript has 68 exons. The record is from RefSeq and is a predicted model, not a curated record. Gene Ontology annotation, molecular function: dynein intermediate chain binding; minus-end-directed microtubule motor activity; dynein light intermediate chain binding. The coding region runs from base 198 to 13598 and encodes 4466 amino acids.